UCUUCACGAACAAACAGCCCCCUCAUCACCCCACUUCCCUCCUCCGCCUAACUCGCGACGACACUUCGACCACGCCCUCGUCGCUUCUGACCACCCAAUCCACCACACCACACCGCUACGAUGGCGGACAACAUCAUCUCCAACAGCCGGGACUCGGAGGAGCAGUCCAACGCAGGCACCAUGGAGUUGAAGGAGAACACAGUCGUCAUCGUCCUCGGCGCUUCAGGCGAUCUCGCAAAGAAGAAGACCUUCCCGGCGCUCUUCGGCCUAUUCAGGAACGGAUUCCUGCCCAAGGACGUCAAGGUGGUCGGAUACGCUCGGACCAAGAUGGAUCACGAGGAGUUCCUCAAGCGAGUCAAGUCACACAUCAAGACACCCACAAAGGAGAUGGAGCAACAGUUGGCGGAGUUUGUCAAGUUCACCACCUACGUGAGCGGUCAGUACGACAAGGAUGACAGCUUUCAAGAGUUGGAGAAGCACUUGGGCGAGCUGGAGAAGGAUCAGAAGCACAACAACCGCGUGUUUUACAUGGCACUGCCACCAUCCGUCUUCAUCCCAGUGUCGGAGCACCUCAAGAAGAACAACUACCCGAAGAACGGCAUUGCCCGCAUCAUCAUCGAGAAGCCUUUCGGCAAGGAUCUCGAGUCGUCGCGCGGUCUCGACAAAGCUCUCCGCCCCAACUGGAAGGAGGAGGAGAUCUUCCGCAUCGAUCACUAUCUCGGAAAGGAGAUGGUCAAGAACAUUCUCAUUCUUCGUUUCGGAAACGAAUUCUUUGGCGCUACUUGGAAUCGCAACCACAUCGAUAAUGUCCAAAUCACUUUCAAGGAGCCAUUCGGCACAGAGGGACGCGGCGGCUACUUUGACGAGUUCGGCAUUGUCCGCGAUGUCAUGCAGAACCACCUCCUUCAGAUCCUCACUCUCCUCGCUAUGGAGCGCCCCAUCUCCUUCAGCGCCGAGGACAUUAGAAAUGAGAAGGUUAGGGUCCUUCGCGGUAUGCCGAGCAUCGAGCCAAAGGAUGUCAUCAUCGGACAGUACGAGAAGUCGCUUGACGGAUCCAAGCCAGGCUACAAGGAGGACGACACCGUGCCCAAGGGCUCGCGCUGCCCCACCUUCGCCUCCAUGGUCGCCUACAUCAAGAACGAGCGCUGGGAUGGUGUGCCAUUCAUCCUCAAGGCAGGCAAGGCUCUCAACGAGCAGAAGACGGAGGUUCGCAUCCAAUUCAAGGACGUGACAUCUGGCAUCUUCAAGGACAUUCCCCGCAACGAGCUGGUCAUCCGUGUCCAGCCAAACGAGAGCAUCUACAUCAAGAUGAACUCGAAGCUUCCGGGUCUCAGCAUGCAGACGGUGGUGACCGAGCUCGACCUUACCUACCGACGACGAUUCUCCGACCUUAAGAUUCCGGAGGCCUACGAGAGCUUGAUCCUCGACUCUCUCAAGGGCGAUCACUCCAACUUCGUUCGUGACGACGAGCUCGACGCCUCCUGGCGCAUCUUCACCCCUCUCCUGCACUACCUCGACGAGAACAAGGACAUCACACCAAUGGGUUACCCAUACGGAUCGCGCGGCCCAGCCGUCCUCGACGACUUCACCUCAUCCUACGGAUACAAGUUCAGCGAUGCUGCAGGUGUGACUCACGAAGCUCGGGAUUGAGAGAGAGGCGCAACGAACGAACGACGAACGAACGAAAUACGCAUC
Molecule: messenger RNA, 1695 nt
Organism: Zymoseptoria tritici IPO323
Lineage: Eukaryota; Fungi; Ascomycota; Dothideomycetes; Mycosphaerellales; Mycosphaerellaceae
Gene: G6PD
Product: glucose-6-phosphate 1-dehydrogenase
Exons: 4
Coding region: 121-1650 (509 amino acids)
Biological process (GO): glucose metabolic process; pentose-phosphate shunt, oxidative branch
Cellular component (GO): cytosol
Molecular function (GO): NADP binding; glucose-6-phosphate dehydrogenase activity
Source: RefSeq, a predicted model, not a curated record